This is a messenger RNA of Protopolystoma xenopodis, 369 nucleotides long. Lineage: Eukaryota; Metazoa; Platyhelminthes; Monogenea; Polystomatidea; Polystomatidae. The record is from the annotation of a GenBank genome assembly.
AUGGAGGAGUGUCCCGUCUGUGGGGAGGAGGGACAGAGACGACCAGUCUUUGUUGACGAUGCGUGUUCGGCGGGUAUCCCAGAGUCGAUCAAGGCAGCCGAGGAAAUCGAGAUAGCGGCCCUUUUGAGCUCAGCUCGGGCCCGGACAGAUGAAAGCUCGGACACAGUAGUUACCGGCAAAGCACCGUUCUCAGUGGCUGCAGAACUCGUCUGCAAUAGUGGAACUGGAGUAUUAGAAUUGCAAGAUGGACGAAGCUCUAACCAAGGGCGCCGACACAAGUGGCGCAACUCCAAGGCUGUUAAAAACUUCCGGCGCUUUCGUCUGAUAAAUCAAGGACGUAAAAAUUUCGGUGAGAAAGAUGACAAAUGA